This is a messenger RNA of Homalodisca vitripennis (glassy-winged sharpshooter), 1896 nucleotides long. RefSeq names its product all trans-polyprenyl-diphosphate synthase PDSS1 (gene qless). The transcript has a single exon. Gene Ontology annotation, cellular component: mitochondrion; transferase complex. The record is from RefSeq and is a predicted model, not a curated record. NCBI's taxonomy places the organism in Eukaryota, Metazoa, Arthropoda, Insecta, Hemiptera, Cicadellidae. Gene Ontology annotation, biological process: isoprenoid biosynthetic process; ubiquinone biosynthetic process. The coding region runs from base 472 to 1650 and encodes 392 amino acids. Gene Ontology annotation, molecular function: prenyltransferase activity.
CCGAGGCAUUCCGGAAUCGGGCACAAAUCGCGACAACGACUCCGAACCGCAUCGCGCGUGAGAGAUCAGAACCGCGGGGUCGGUGAACUCCUGGGCUAUAUUCCUCCCAAACUGCACCGGGCCCACGUGGAUGCGACCUUGUGCACGGUUCACUCACCCACCACGUGUCCCCGAGGUCGCUGACCAGGCCUGCAACACAACAAAGAUCAGCUGCAGGUUACACAAUACAGAUGCAGUGCAACAAUCACAACAAACUUGACAGUUCCACAUUAGGUUAUUUACAAUUUUAGUUUAUCCGUUAGUUAGAAAGUGUAAUGUUGCUAAGUAAACCUUCAUCUAUACCAAAUAAACGUUUUGGGGAUAACAUUUAAAGAAGCGCAAGUUCGACUACUUGCAUCUUCUUGGUGGUAACCAAAUGAACUAUCAAAACAGUUGUGCUGCACCCGACUUUGAACUAAAAUAAGUUACAUUAUGUCGUUUAAACAGUCGUGUGCUUUAUCAAGAUUUUGUUUUGUCUGUUUCGCUGAUUUGUGUAAAACUGGACGAAAAUAUAAAAUGCGAUAUAAUCAAAGUACAUCUUUGUGGACAGAUAACCGUACUUCUCCAGCGACUCAUGAGCCAAGUUACAUUACUUGUAGAUUCAGUUCAUUCUCCGCUAUGCCUGAUUGUGAGACUACAAAUCCGUACACUUUGUUGGAAGAUGACCUCAAGACUUGCUACAGUGACAUCAGACACGAGCUGAGGAAGAACACACAGCUCGACGAGUUGUACAGAAUAGCGUCCUACUACUUUGACGGCCAAGGGAAGGCGCUCAGGCCGAUAGUGGUUCUCCUCAUGGCAGGUGCUAUCAACUUCCAUACGAACAACGAGGGGCUCCAGUACUCUCAGCGCAGGGUAGCGGCAAUAUCCGAGAUGAUCCACUCCGCCUCCUUGAUACACGAUGAUGUAAUAGAUACUGCAGACAUUCGCAGAGGAAAACCGAGCGCCAACGCCCUCUGGAACCCCAGACAAGUCACGAUGGCCGGAGAUUUCAUCCUGGCAGUAUCUAGUAUGAUGAUAGCUCGUCUGAAGAACGACGACAUCACUCUGAUCCUUAGUAAAGUUGUGACGGAUCUGAUCCAAGGGGAGUUGAUGCAACUGGGGACGAGAGAGACGGAGAACGAGAGAUUCGCUCACUACCUGAACAAGACCUACAAGAAGACUGCGAGCCUCCUCGCCAACUCUGCGAAGGCGGCGGCGGUCCUCGGGCAGGCUGACGGGGAGACAUCCGAGUUAGCUUUCCAGUACGGACGAGGCCUCGGGAUCGCAUUUCAGCUGAUUGACGAUCUACUGGACUUCGUUUCUUCCUCUGACGCUCUGGGGAAACCGACAGCCGCGGAUCUGAAGCUAGGACUGGCCACCGCACCGGUUCUCUUCGCUUCGGAAGAAUUUCCAGAACUCAACGCUAUGAUUGUCAGGAGAUUCAAGGAGUCGGGUGACGUAGAUAGAGCUUUCGAACUUGUCCACAGUUCGCAAGGCCUUCAACAGACCCGCUUCCUGGCAAAGAAACAUUGUGAUGAAGCGGCUCGCCUGGCUUUGUCGAUUCGCGAAUCUCCCUAUCAGAGGGGCUUAGUUGCAGUGACUAAUAUGGUGGCAAAAAGGCUAAAGUAAAUUUUCAUUUUUUUCAUAAAAAUUUUCAUCAGCUUGUGGCAAAGACAAAUCAUAUACAUUUUCAUCAUGCAGUGAUUUGCUUGUAUAUAAAGUAUUGUUAGCUCCUCAUACAAUUAAAGUAAUAUACUGGAACUUACUUGUGAUAUCGUCUUCAGUUUGCAACAGACAAUAUUAAGCUAAGAAUGUAAUUUAUUCAUCAUUAAAAAGUGUAUAUCGUCUAUUGAAAAUAAAAUAAAAUUAAAGCAA